GUUGUGACGUCUAUCAAGAUGCUUAAAGACGGAAUCGUCUCUAUACUAUUUUAAAACUAGGAAGCAAAGUUAUCAUCAAAGACUACUUUUGGAUGACCAAAAAAGUUAUAGGCUUAUAAAAACGCGCACAAUUUAGGGAAUGGCUCAUUUUUUCUGGAGGCAGUUGUCCGGUUACUGUUGGAACCAAUUACUCCGACCAUUGAAAAUUGAAGCCCAUUCCAGGCUUCCUCACUUUUGCUGUCCAGAUUUGACUUUGAAAUUGUCUCCCAACAUCGGUUCGGUGAAGUCAGUCAUCGAGAAAGGAACCGUGAAACCCGCAACUAGCGUGUCGUCCCCCUCUACCGUUCCUUUUCCUUAUUUUUCAGGUCCUAUCUUUCAAAUGGAGGAAUCUUUGGGUUUUAAGGCAGAUGAGCAAGAGUACAACGCGGAAAGUGACCCUACUGGUCGCUAUGUACGGUCAAACGUGGAACUUGGAAGAGGAGCCUAUAAAACCGUUUAUAAGGCUUUUGAUAGGGUGGAAGCUCUAGAGGUGGCUUGGAAUAAGCUUCACGUGGAACGUUUUGCGAAGAGCGAUAUCUACAAAGUUUUGAACGAAGUGGAACUGUUGAGAAAGCUGAGACAUAAGAAUAUUCUUGUUUUCCACGCAGCGUGGCAAAAAGAGGACCAACAUGGAAGAGCUACUUGUGACUUUAUAACGGAGUUGAUGACUUCCGGAACCCUUAAGGAAUACAUAAAAAAGGCUCAGACUAUCAAGGUGAAGGUUAUUCGCCGAUGGGGUGAAAACAUUCUGGAAGCCAUUGAGUAUUUACACUCCCAGAAUCCACCUAUCAUGCAUCGUGACUUAAAGUGCGAUAAUAUAUUCAUAAACGGUAACACGGGAACGUUGAAAGUUGGGGACUUGGGCUUAUCAGCAGUAAGGGACAAGCCUAUGGCCCUUUCCGUUUUGGGUACCCCGGAAUUUAUGGCACCAGAACUAUAUGAAGAAAAAUACAGUGAAAAAGUAGAUAUUUAUGCGUUUGGAAUGUGCUUAUUGGAAAUGGUUACUAUGGAAUAUCCUUAUAGUGAAUGCAAGAAUGCUGCUCAGAUUUUUCGAAAGGUAAUGAGAGGGGAGAAGCCAAAUGCCUUUAAAAGGCUAAAGGAUUGUGAAAUUAAGAGAGUCAUUGCUGAGUGUCUUCUACCUGAAAGACAGAGACCAAGUGCUUCCGAUCUCUUACACUUGGAUCUCUUUACAAAGUGGGAGGAAGACGAUGGCGUGUUGGAUAACCGUUCUUUAAUGUGUACAGAGGAUGAAUUGGAGAAGGCUUGUUCAGACCAAAUGGAAAGCUCGUUAUCGUCAGUUACUGGUUUGUCGAACCGAAGUAAUGAGCUCCAAUCGGAAGGAACAGUGGGACCUUCUACUCAGAAAAGCGUUAAAGAAGACAAGCAAGACGAAAAGAGUGAAAGCAGGUUGCCUUAUGUUUCUUCCCAUAGCGAAGGUGCCAGUAUGAAAGUAAAUGGCGAUUUAGCCUCGUGUGCCAACCGUAACCUGAUUUUCCAUGGUGAUUCGCAGUUUUUAAGACCAGUUGGUAAUCCCGCUGUUGAACUUCUUCGUCCAACUACGUCAACAGAUGGUGUCUUUCGACUUUGUCUGCAAAUUCCUGUCGAAGGCUCCUCGAAAAAAAUAGAGUUCGAUUUUGAUCCCAGGAAUGAUUCUCCGGAAUCGCUAGCCGAAGAAAUGGUGAUUGAGCUGAACCUAAACUCAUCCCAGUUGGAAUCUAUCAAGGAAGAAAUUGAAAAUCAAAUGGUGAAAAUCCUCCAUAGCAUCCCUUCAGAUGAACAGUCACAGAGAAUGCAAGAUGAAUCCUGCAACAGUGAAAAGAUAGAUGCGCAAAGUCAAACAAAUACUGCAUCAGAAGACGCAAGUUGUCAUAUCUUUUCUCCUCGAGACUCUGGAAAAGAAGUGGUUCCGAUUGUUAUUGUCGGUCCAGUUUUAGGGGAGAGUAAUGAUGAUAACGACUCGGAGUCCUCCACGUCAUCAUCUGUUAGAGAUGAAGCUGUCGUUGUUCACAAAAGUCGGAAUGUGUCCCCACUGUCUACUUUGCAUUCCAGAAGAAAAGCAGUUAGUGACGGAGAGAAUAGUUUUGUGCAACCCACUUUAAACGGUACUAUCUCAAGGGAUAGUCGUUCGUAUCCUCUCUUUAUGGAAGAUUCAGAUAUCGAAGAUGUUGGCUUAGGAUUUUCCUUGAUGGAGGCUGUUGCACGUAACGACAGUUUCGAGGUCCAGAGGUUGCUUGACAAAGGUGCCCCUGUAACUUAUUUUGAUUAUGAUAGGCGCACUCCUCUCCAUGUCGCGGCCUCCGAAGGAAAUGUGGAGGUUGCGAAGCUCCUUGUUGAAAGAGGAGCUUCAACAGAGGCUAGAGAUAGAUGGGGAUCAACUCCGGUAUUGGAAGCUCUGGUAGCAGGCCACAAGAGUUUGGCAAAAAUGUUGCGAAAUGCGUCGAGACCACGUAGUUGGCUCUCUAGUUGUCCAUCUUCUGCACGUUCACAGAUGAGUGCCAGUCCUGCUCGUAAAUCGCCAAAUAGCGCUCGUACCCCACGAAUUGAUAGUUUGAAUUCACAACAAGCUAUGAGUGCAGAAGAUUUGGUGAGCAUUAUGUACGGACAAGAAGCAUACCCUAGCGAUGAAACAGAGUCUAUUCGAGCUAGUCACGAUAGUAGUACAUCCGAUGAUGGUUCAGGCAAUAUUAGUUCACCAUAUUAUAUUCGAAAUAACGAAAUAUAUAGCGGGCGCAGUGAUACAAAACGUCAGCAAAAUGCGCUGACAAAAAACCUUGAUGCACUGAAUAUUGAUCUGGAACAUCUUCCUUUGCAUCAAAGUAAGGAAACUGAUCCGGAUUCGGAUGAAGAAGAGGAGCUUCGUAGACUAGAAGAAGCAUUUCUCAAGGAGCUAUUAGAACUUGAAAGAAAGCGGCAACAGGCUAUUCUUGAUUUGCGACAGCGCCUUUCGGAGAAGAAAAGAAGCAGCUCCGCAUCUUUAAAAGAUUUUAACGUAGAAAGCUAUUCCAAUCACUAGAAUUUGUGGAUAUCGAAUAGUAUCCCCCCUUUCUUUUUUUUGUACUAUCGGUUUUUGUCUGUCGACUAGUAGCAAAUGAAAACGUUCUACAACCUGUAAAAUUGGUUCGUCUGACUUCAUAUUGAAUGCUUUCUCUCUGUAAAAUAUUCGCUUCCAUCUAUAAACAAAGUUAUACAACG
This is a messenger RNA of Galdieria sulphuraria, 3231 nucleotides long. RefSeq names its product serine/threonine protein kinase. Gene Ontology annotation, cellular component: cytoplasm. Gene Ontology annotation, molecular function: protein binding; ATP binding; protein serine/threonine kinase activity. The record is from RefSeq and is a predicted model, not a curated record. The transcript has 3 exons. The coding region runs from base 140 to 3052 and encodes 970 amino acids. NCBI's taxonomy places the organism in Eukaryota, Rhodophyta, Bangiophyceae, Galdieriales, Galdieriaceae. Gene Ontology annotation, biological process: intracellular signal transduction; protein phosphorylation.